UUUAGUGAAGAAGUGGCAGAACCAGGUGGAGGAAAGAACAUUCUGCGAAUAGGCAGCGAGAGCGCUGUGUGUAGCAAGACAGAUUAAGUGUAUAUGAAAGCCGGACGAAAGGAAAGAGGAAUCUCUGAAGGAGAGAGAUGGGUGGCGGCGAGAGAUAGUUGCAUGUAGGAAAUGGCAUCGUUCUUCAGUGAGUAGUAUCUCGACUGAAUGAUGCUUAAUUUAAAGAGUAAUUACAAUACGGAGUUAGAUUAGUACCGGUAGACACGCAAUACCAGCUGCGAAGACGUCACGACUUUCACAAGAGAAUUAGUUUCUUGUGCCUUAUGUGAUGGACCUCUAUUUAUACGGAAUUUUUGUUUUAAAUCUUCAUCACUCGAGCCGGUUCUGGCAACAUAAUCCCCCUUUAAAGUUGCUUUAAGGAGCAGCAUUUUCAAUUUGUUGUCAAAAUGUUUCGAGCCUGUUGCCGUCUGCGCUAUUAUUUGCGCCUCAGGUGCACAACAUGUAAUAUCAUUAUCCUUCUCGUUUUACUCUCUGGUUCGCAAGUAUGGAUUUGGUGUAGGCGGCAACAGGUAAAUCCGGAAACAACAGACAUAGAUGAGUUCCCUAUGGAUCACGUAAAACAUGGACGGGAAAGAAUGGCCGAACAUAUUGCUGGUUUGUCCGCUUAUUCCUACCAAAUGCGUCCGGUAAACUGUGGUCAAGUUUUUAAAGGUGAUAAAGAAGAAAUAAAACGAUCAUCAAAGAUUGGAACUAAUUCGAAAUAUUACCGUAAAUAUUUCUUACAAGAAUUUAAAAGUUGCAAAGUUAUCCGUGAGUCAUCUAAAUACAUUUUCAAUGUUUCUGAAGAGGAGAAACAGUUUCCUAUUGCUUUCAGUAUUCUUUUAUAUAAAGACUUUUUCCAAGUGGAGCGUUUAUUACGAGCUAUAUAUCGACCAAGUAAUAUAUAUUGCCUUCACAUCGAUGCCAAGUCAUCAAAAAGUCUUCACGACAAUAUCAGGCGUUUAGCAGCUUGUUUUGACAAUGUCUUCAUUGCUUCAAAACUUGAAGAUGUUAUAUAUUCUGGUUUUUCUCGUCUACAGGCAGAUUUAAAUUGUAUGUCGGAUCUCCUAAAAACUAACAUCAGCUGGAAAUACUUCAUCAACCUUCCUGGUCAAACAUAUCCCUUGAGAACAAAUCUAGAGCUAGUGAAGAUUCUAAAAAUCUACAAUGGUUCAAAUGAUAUUGAAGGCAUAACUGGGGCACGUAUGUUGACUGGCCGUUUCAAAUAUGUUUAUAAAAUUGCUGAUGUUAAAGGAAAAAAGACAUUAGAAAAUACAUACAAGAAAAAACUUCCACCGCCCCAUAAUAUAAGUAUAGUAAAAGGAAGUGCUUACGGUGUUUUUUCUAGAAAUUUCGUGAAAUUUGUAAUAUCAGACCAACGAGUACAAGACUUUGUGAAAUGGCUUGAAGAUAUUAACAGCCCAGAUGAAUACAUUUGGGCAACAUUACAUCAUACUAAGUUAAAUCAACAUUUGAACACACCUGGUGGCUACAAAGGAGAUCCUGAUAAAAAGCCAUGGUUGGCAACUUAUGCCAUCUGGAAAGGACUAGCACCUUGUUCUGGAAUCUGGGUUCGGAGCAUCUGUGUUUUUGGAGUUGGUGAUAUCCCUCAUCUGAUACAGAAGAAACAACUGUUUGUGAACAAAUUUUAUUUCAAUUUGCAGCCAGUUGCAUUGAACUGUAUGGAGGAAUGGUAUUUUCACAGAGUACGAUCACCACUUAAAUUAGAUCUGGAAUAUUAUAGAAAACUGCCCUUUGUCAACUCUUGAAGACAUCUAACUGCCAUGGUGAGAGGUGUGUAAGUGUGCAUGCAUGCGUAUGUGUGUGUGUGAGAGAGAGAGAAGGAGAGAGUGUGUUGAGAGAGGGAGUGUUGGAGAAAGUGAAGGAGGAGUAUGAAAACUGAUCAGAAGAUAAUGAAAGAGAAGACAAAAAUGAAUAAGUGAAAUCAGUAAAUGAGAAAAUGAAGGUGACAUUUAAUCACUCUUGGCUGACCAUCAAUCAAGAUGGCAUCUAAUUGCACUAAAACUUAACAAUGCUCUUCCAGCACCAAAUUUACUAAACAUAAAUGAACUUUAGUUUUUUGAUUCAUUGACAUAGAAUUCACUGGAUUGAAAUUUCAUUGUAAUCACAUCAUAGAAACCCGUUGUUUCUGUUCAUGUCUGUUUUUAGGUAGAUUUAAUUUAAGAUGCUAAUUUAAAAAUUAAUAUGGACUUGAUGUUAAUUAAAGACACUUUUCUAGUUAUUGAACCUGUCAUACUAAAUUAAACAAGGGACUAGAUUAUUGAUAUCUAUUUUAUUAAUCUUAGAGAAAGUCCUAGAAUAAACAUUAAGGUAAUCUUCCAAUAUUCUUUAUCAAAAAGACAAUGAAAAGCAUUAGAACUGUUUAGACUUACACCCAGAGUAUUUCUUUGUUAUAAAAACCUCACUUUCAGAGUAUAAUCAAUGCAAAUUCUAAAAAUAAAUGAUCAAAAUUUCUUUUAUACAUCACUUUCUCAAUUAAUUUCUAAGACAAUCUAUUAAGUUUUAAUCAAUAUCACUAGUAAAAUAAUUCAGAAAUUAUUCCAUUACUGAAUGAAAAUUAAUCCAGAGAUAGGGAAAAAAACAAAAAACAACUGACAGAUUCAGAUGUGCUUACCUUUUUUAAACAGUCACCAAAAGCUAACUUUUUAUGAUGUAGCAUUUAAUUAUUCUUUUCUUUUCAUUUUUUUCUUCUCUUAGAAGAUCAACAAGGUAAUAUUACAUGCUGUAUUACAUAUCUUUGUGUAGUGAGAACAUAAUACAUAGUUUUCAACUCUUUAUUAUUUUACAAUUUGGUUAUGGUUGCACGGGAACAACGAGAAAUGAAUAUUUUCGUAAUAAUAAAAUAAAUAAUAAUAUUUCUUUGUUGAUAUUUCUAGCUGAUAUGAACCAUGACAGAUUGAAGUGCAAUCUUGCUUAUCUUUUAUGUUGUGGUAUAGUUUCAUAGUCCACAACAAAUCUAUAAUUAUGAAACUAUACUAGUGGACAAUUUUCACCUUCCAAAUUCAUUUUAGAUUUAUUUCAAAACACAAAUUAAAUGAAGUAUUUUGUUGGGGAAACAAUUUUUUCAUUACCUGAAGAAUUCUAGCCAAGAUUUGUUUGGCCAGCUUACCCUUAUAAUCAUCACAUUUGCAUAAAAGUUUACUGCGUGAAUAAACAUUCCAUUCACUGGAAAAAUCCAUUCAUUACUCAAUGCCGAAGUAGUACUUCUGCAAAACCAUUUAUGAAUUAUUUCAUUGUUUAUUCAGCUCCUAUAGUUUAUAACUUUCAGCAACAGUUUCCUUAUACCCCCCACCCCCAUCCCCACCAUCGUUGCUGUUGGUUUUUAAUUACAAAAUUGCGAUAAGAUGUCCUUCCUAUAACCCGUUGGCUUGAUAAUUACACUUAACUCGUAUCUAUUGGUGUUAAUCUUCACCAAUCAAAGAAACAUCACUCAUGCUAAAGUCGAAACUGUUAAUGUUCUCUUUUCAAGAAACAACAUAGAAAUUAGUUUCCAUUUUAAAACCAUUUUGGCAACCACUCACCCGUCACAUCAAAACCAGCAGUUGAUGUUUGGCAAUGCAUGUAGUAAACAUGCUCAAAUGAAUUCUUCUGUGAAAUCAUUUCAAUCUGAAUAGGAAACAAACGAUUUAGCUUUCAAAUAAAAUUCCAAACUGCUAAAUAACUUAGCAGUACUAAGACAUUAAGUGUUACACAAUUAAGGCAAAUAUAUGCUUGAAACAAAUUCUUAAACGAAAUUUUCAAAGAAAUAAUACUAAGCUACUAUAACCAUUGUGCUUCAUAUUGACAAUGUUUAGAUAGAGGAUAUCAUGCAUACAAACCUCAUGGCCAUGCUACCAGACCUAUGGCUAGGGGACUGUAUUGGUCUUUUUUUAAAUCAGAAAAUCUGGUGAUUGCCAAUGCAGCAUUUAUUAACACAAUUCUUCACAUUAGCUUUAUGGAUUGAAAAAAA
Messenger RNA from Octopus sinensis (East Asian common octopus), 4009 nucleotides. Its product is annotated as beta-1,3-galactosyl-O-glycosyl-glycoprotein beta-1,6-N-acetylglucosaminyltransferase 3-like. Lineage: Eukaryota; Metazoa; Mollusca; Cephalopoda; Octopoda; Octopodidae. The transcript has 3 exons. Gene Ontology annotation, cellular component: membrane. Gene Ontology annotation, molecular function: acetylglucosaminyltransferase activity. Bases 447 to 1808 code for a protein of 453 amino acids. The record is from RefSeq and is a predicted model, not a curated record.